Liolophura sinensis is the source of this 1422-nucleotide messenger RNA. RefSeq lists its product as uncharacterized. The transcript has 11 exons. Lineage: Eukaryota; Metazoa; Mollusca; Polyplacophora; Chitonida; Chitonidae. Bases 82 to 1422 code for a protein of 446 amino acids. The record is from RefSeq and is a predicted model, not a curated record. Gene Ontology annotation, molecular function: intracellularly cyclic nucleotide-activated monoatomic cation channel activity; protein-containing complex binding.
UUUUCCAAACAUAUAACAUUUCGUACCGUCGAUCUAAAUCUCAUAAAUCCGUCAAUUUCUGUUAAGAUUGGCACGAUUUAGAUGAAAAUGGGGAGUGGAGACUCAAAGCAGGACAAGGGAAGUAGCGAAAAUGAUUCAUCUACCAAUUUAAAAAAAGAAUUCGUUCUCGUGGACGCCAUCAUCAACUGCCUGUCACAGCAACCAUUGAAAGGAGCUAUAGACGAAGACGAGAAUGUCAUAGAAGAGCUUGUAACUACAUUGCGAAAGAUGAAAGUUAAAGCUUCCAGGGAUAUUUUUUUAAAGCGUUCGGAUGGCCUUGGUAUUUACAUCAUCAAAAAAGGUCUCGUUGAAGUGGUGUCAGAACAUGACGAGGUCACCAUAGCAACCUUAUCCCAGGGUCAGUUCUUCGGAGAAGUGUCCGCUUUGUAUAAUGUACCGUGCACAGCAAGUGUACGGGCCCUAACUGACUGUGAGUUGAUUUUGCUGAAGAAGGAAGUCAUCCGGAAGUACACGCAGGGUUAUGUCAGUAUGGAACUGUUAGACUGGUUUGUUCGGCAGAAAUAUCUUCCGACGUCAUCUGACGUGGACAGACCCAAGAUGUUACGCCGUCUCUGCUUGAAAACCAUGAGAAGUGUAUCUGUAUUCGAAGGCUGGAGCGAUAUUGCUCUGAAGACGCUAAUACUGACGAUGGAGAAGGAUCUGGUGGUGCUGUACCCGCAGAAAUCCACUAUAAUGGAUCAGGGAGACCCUCCCGUACUGCUAUACAUCGUCCUCAGGGGAAGGGUACGAGUCAAACGAGAUGACGUGAUCCUUGUCGAGUUCAAUACAGAUUACGAACCUGUAGCCUUCAAUGAAAAAGGUUUACGUCUUGGACAUAAAAGCUGCUACAGACUUCAAGCCAUAACGUGCUGUGAAGUGAUUCCUAUCCGACUCAGACAUAUCGCAGAGACAAUGGACAUGGAGCGCCGACAGAGGGCAUUGGAACCCUGGCAAAACCGACAAAAGAUGUGGGAACGACGUGCAGAUUUUCUUCAAAGCGACUUGUACAGGCUGCUACCUGCAGAAUUUCAGCUGGAGGUUUUGGCCAAAGUACUAAAGAGGACUGAAGUGUUCGGUGGUUGUUCCUUGGCAGUGUUGUAUGAUUUGGUCCUGGUGUCUAACGUGAACAAAUAUGAACGACGCGCUCGAGUCGACUUCAAUCAGGUUUCAGAUUCCCCUGUCAUAGUGAUGGUGCUUGACGGACGUGUUAAGAUAAAGCCAGAGAGUGGCAAGUCCUACACCCUUAGGUCGUCCACAGAAGGACAAGCAAUUUUGGAUCCAUUGGACUGGGAUGAAAGCUAUACGGUCACCAUGGUAACAAAAUGUGUACUUUUGGAGAUACCACGUAACAAGGCCAUGGAGAUAACGUGUAGGGAAGAUUAG